AUGAUCAAGUGGAAGUUGAUAACAAUUCUAUUGAUUGUUAUCAUCAUUUUUACUUAUUUAACUGGUCAUUUAAAACAACAAAUACAAUAUUUAACGAAUAAUAAUCAAGAGAAUAAUGUUCCCACACUUGUUUUUAUUCAUAUACAAAAAACUGCUGGUUCAGCAUUUGAACGAUCAAUUGUUCGUCGACUUUAUUUUCAAUCACAACCAAGUUGUCGAUGUCCAGUUAUGUUAAGAAAUAAUCGUACUAAACGACCAAGUAUUAAAUUGCGAUGUAAUUGUUUAAGAAAUAAUGAACCAUGGCUUAUUAGUCGAUUUAGUGUUGGAUGGAUAUGUGGAGUACAUGCAGAUUGGACAACUUAUCAUCGAUGUUUACCUUUGAAAAUGAAUUCGGAAUAUGGUUUUAAUAAACGAAAAUUUCUCUAUGCAACAUUACUUCGCGAACCAAUCGCACGUUUUAUUAGUGAAUACCUUCAUACACUUCGUGGAGCAACAUGGCUUUCUGAACGCUUAUCUUGUCAGAAAGCUCAACAACUUCGUAAUCAAAGUGCUUGUUGGAGACAUACAAAUCUAACUGAUUUUAUGCUAUGUCCAUUUAAUUCAGCUAUAAAUCGUCAAACACGUAUGCUAUCAUCAUCAGUAAAUAAUUGUUUAUCAUCAUCAUUUACUUAUUCAAAUUUAAUUGAUAUUGAAACAGCUAAAAAAAAUCUUCAAUCAAUGGAAUUUUUUGGUUUAACUGAAUAUCUUCAUUUAAGUCAACGUUUAUUUGAACAGACAAGAUUUUGUAAAUUAUUUCAAAUCUGUUCAUUUCAAUCUUAUCUUGAACAAGAUUUAACAAACAAUCAAACAAAUGAUUAUUUAACAACAAAUGUAACAACAAUUGAUUUAAAUUAUCUACGACAAGUCAACAGUGAUGAUAUUGAAUUAUAUAAAUUUGCAAGAACAUUAUUUUUUCAACGUACUUGUCAAAUAUUGAAAAUUGCUUGUUAA
Molecule: messenger RNA, 990 nt
Organism: Adineta steineri
Lineage: Eukaryota; Metazoa; Rotifera; Eurotatoria; Adinetida; Adinetidae
Source: the annotation of a GenBank genome assembly